Messenger RNA from Hibiscus syriacus, 1116 nucleotides. Its product is annotated as 26S proteasome non-ATPase regulatory subunit 7 homolog A. NCBI's taxonomy places the organism in Eukaryota, Viridiplantae, Streptophyta, Magnoliopsida, Malvales, Malvaceae. Gene Ontology annotation, cellular component: proteasome regulatory particle; proteasome complex. The transcript has 10 exons. The record is from RefSeq and is a predicted model, not a curated record. Gene Ontology annotation, biological process: proteasome-mediated ubiquitin-dependent protein catabolic process. Gene Ontology annotation, molecular function: protein binding; metallopeptidase activity. The coding region runs from base 50 to 976 and encodes 308 amino acids.
AAAAUCAAGAAUUGCAGAGGGAAAUCGAAGACCUGAAAAACAGUUGAAAAUGGAUGUGUUAAAAACUCAGCAAAUAUCGGCUCGAUCCAUAGAGAAGGUAAUCGUUCACCCUUUGGUUCUUCUAAGCAUCGUUGAUAACUACAAUCGUGUCGCUAAAGACACGCACAAGCGCGUCGUCGGAGUCCUCCUUGGUUCUUCCUUCAAAGGCACCGUCGACGUCACCAACAGCUACGCAGUUCCUUUUGAGGAAGACGAGAAGGACCCUGGUAUAUGGUUCCUUGACCACAACUACCAUGAAUCAAUGUUUUCAAUGUUCAAGAGGAUUAAUGCAAAGGAGCAUGUUGUUGGUUGGUAUAGUACGGGCCCAAAAUUACGGGAAAAUGAUCUGGAUAUUCACAGAUUAUUCCACAACUAUGUCCCAAAUCCUGUUUUGGUCAUCAUUGAUGUUCAACCGAAGGAGUUGGGGAUCCCCACCAAGGCCUACUAUGAUGUUGAAGAGGUUAAGGAGAAUGCCACUCAAAAGAGCCAAAAGAUUUUCGUUCAUGUUCCUUCUGAAAUUGCUGCUCACGAAGUUGAGGAGAUUGGAGUGGAACACUUGCUAAGGGAUGUUAAAGAUACAACCAUUAGUACACUUGCAACUGAGGUAACUGGAAAGCUCACAGCUUUGAAGGGUUUGGAUGCAAGGUUAAGAGAGAUACGGUCAUACCUUGAUCUUGUUAUUGAUGAGAAGCUUCCACUUAAUCAUGAAAUACUGUACCACUUACAGGAUGUGUUCAACUUGCUGCCAAAUCUAAACGUAAAUGAACUAAUCAAGGCUUUUGCAGUAAAAACAAAUGAUAUGAUGUUGGUGAUAUAUCUAUCGUCUCUCAUCCGAAGUGUCAUUGCACUCCAUAACUUGAUCAAUAACAAGAUGCUAAACAAAGAACAUGAGAAAGCCAUGGAUGCUAAGCCAGCAAUCGUACCGGCUUCCAGUUGAAGCUGAAUAUCAUCUGAUAUUACUCAGGAGUUCUAAUCAUGACACGGAGUGGCUAUUAACUGUCAUAGGAUCUUCAUUCCUCAGAUUUUGUAUUCUUCAUAGCUCGAUCAGGGAUAUCACUAGGCUCCAGAAUUGAGAGU